Molecule: messenger RNA, 1150 nt
Organism: Polychytrium aggregatum
Lineage: Eukaryota; Fungi; Chytridiomycota; Chytridiomycetes; Polychytriales
Product: PUA-like domain-containing protein
Exons: 2
Coding region: 1-1053 (350 amino acids)
Source: RefSeq, a predicted model, not a curated record
AUGACCUCCUCAUCGUCCUCGACCUGCUCGACCUCCUCGACCUCCUCGACCUCAUGCUCAUCUGCGCCGGUCUGGAACGAUUGCAAGCGCCCUGUUUCUGACAUCGACAUCGAGUGCACUCUGUGCUUCAACACUCUAUACCAACCCAUAACCACGCCCUGCGGGCACACCUGGUGCCGGCCGUGCUUGCUCCGGGCCGUCGAGGUCAAGCCCUCGUGCCCCUGCUGCCGGCAGUCCCUGCCCAGUUACGGAUGCAUGCAGGGGCGGCACCCCAAUCGCAUCCUGACCCGCAUUCUCGAGUCCUUCUUUUCCAAGACGAUUGAGAUGCGGUCCCUCACCAGCAACCAGGAGCUCCCAGACCGCCGCCUGGUCGUUCCCAUCUUUGUCGGCAGUCUGGCUUUGCCUGGAAUCCCGUGCUUCAUGCGCAUCUUUGAAGAGCGAUACCGCAAAAUGAUCCAGAGCUGCAUCGGCAAGGAUGGCAUCUUUGGCAUGUGUCUGCCCAUCCGCAAUCGCCGCUGCGCCUCGGACCGCAACUAUUCCGAGUUCGGCACCCUGCUGAAGAUUCGCAACUACCAACCCGUCUACCCAUCCGAUCCGCAGUACCAACAGGAAAAUGCCCUGCCCCUCUACAUUGUCGAGGCCGUUGGCAGCCAUCGCUUCCGGGUCGUCGAGGAGCUGUCGUGCGAGGACGGAUACUGCCGCGCCGUCAUCGAGCGUGUCGACGACAUCACCGAGGACGAGGACGACGACGAUUUGGACAACAACGAUGCCGAGCCGUCGUCCCAGAGCAAGCAGCUUUGCACCAUCUCGCGGGCCAAAGCCUAUGUCGAGCGCCGGCUGCGCUCGAUGGAAUGCAACCAACGGCGGCACUUUGAGCGGCUGCACGGGCCGUGUCCGAACGACGUCGGCAUGCUGUCGUUUUGGCUAGCCAACGUUAUUCCCAUGGAUGUCUAUGAAAAGUACUCCAUCCUGCCGAUCACAAGUUCACAGAAGCGACUCGAGGCCGUCUCGACCUGGCUCGAAAAGUACCUGGUUGUCGAGGAGUGUUCUUAGGAAGGCCAAGACGAUGAUAUCUUGGCCAAUAUCCCGUUGGCAACUUUGUUCUCUCUAUUGUUCUUUUUGGAGAAAUAUAUCAGCGUUUACGAAACGA